AUGAGUGAGGCUGCGAAACGAAUCGAACAGAUAGAAAUCAAACAGGCCGAAAUCCCGGAAGUUAAAGAUCAGCAGACCCGAGUCGCCACACAAGAAAAUGAAUUGGCUAAGGACGUUCAGCAGGCACAUGAGCGGGUCGCGCAAUUGCAAACACAAUCUCGUGCGGUAGAACGCCUCGAGAGCAUCACAGAAGUGAAGAAAAUAGGAAUGACGAUAGACGAAACGGGGGAAAAUCGAUCGAAUCGAAACCAGAAUUCAAACUUCAAUGGGAAUAACCAGCCAUCAUGGGAAAAUAAAAGAAGACGAGGAAAUUAUAACAACAACAACAACUACCGCCAAAACGGAAUUUGGAGAGAGCCACAGUACUCGAACCAGGGCCGACAGGAAUCUAGGGACCAACAUCUAAGCAAUAGCAGGACAUACAACGGUCGAGGUCAAUGGAAUGACCAACGUAGCGAAUAUGUGGAAUUGAGGCCACCUAACCCAUCGCAGGGGUCACACAGAAAAAAUUCAAACCGGCAUUCACACACAGCCGCUGUUGCCUCUUCUCAAAACAAUGCCGCAGAAACUAUCGGAACGAGUGAUAUUAAGCUGUUACAGUACGAAGAUACAAGAGAACUGCUACAGAAAGAGAAGGUGCAGUAUGAUGAGUCCUUGUUGAACGUGGUCAAAUGA
Messenger RNA from Schistocerca cancellata (South American locust), 675 nucleotides. Its product is annotated as probable cyclin-dependent serine/threonine-protein kinase DDB_G0292550. Bases 1 to 675 code for a protein of 224 amino acids. Lineage: Eukaryota; Metazoa; Arthropoda; Insecta; Orthoptera; Acrididae. The transcript has 3 exons. The record is from RefSeq and is a predicted model, not a curated record.